Messenger RNA from Physella acuta, 1575 nucleotides. RefSeq lists its product as uncharacterized. Lineage: Eukaryota; Metazoa; Mollusca; Gastropoda; Physidae. The record is from RefSeq and is a predicted model, not a curated record.
UAUGACUUAAACCGGAGUGUUUACCUUGUGUACUUGCUAUGUCUUUCAAAAGUUAUCUCAAUAAUAAUAAUAGCAAAUACAAAACACUACAGUUUAGAUAUUAUUAGAAUCUAGAUCUACUUUAAAAAUAAAUAAAAAUGUUGCUGUCAAGGUUAUGCACUGCUCACGAUCAUGUUUACUGUUUUAGUAGAAUAUUGUCUGGAGGUGUUAAACGCGUUCUAAUCAAUAGCCAAGUUCCUGCCAGUGGGCCACCUCUGCUGUUGCGCAGGGAAAUUGGAAUCUUAAAAAAGAAAAAAACUUUUCAACCCAAACAUAAGUGGGAUAAAGUUUCACCAGAGUUUUCUUUAAUUUAUGAAAGUCACCUUAAAAAUUGGAUUGUGGGUAUUAAGGCAUCAACAGUGAUGUUUGGUGUACUGCUUGUCCCUGUUAGCAAGCUCCUUGUCAAAGCAAGUGAAACUGAAGCCAUAGAAACAGUUGUUGGAGUUUCGUUUAUUCUCACUUGUUUCACAAUAGUUUAUCUUUUUAUCAAUAUGAAAGCCAGCCAAUACUUGGUAAGGAUUUACUAUAAAAAUGAUCAGUUUAUUGCAAUCCAUCGGAGUAUUUUCGGGAGGUCCAAACUCAUUCACUACACCUUGAAUGACCUGAAGUCUGCAGCUAAGCCGGACUCUGAAAGGGAAUAUGCUUCAGUUAUUAGACUUAGAAAUAGAAACUACAUCAUAUGUGCUGAUGACUUUGUUAACACGCCCUACUAUAACCUGCAUAUGGGUGAAGGAUUGAACAAUUUUUACAGUGGCCCCCAGUUUUAGAUAGUGUUUGUGGUCUCCAUAAAUUCCAGUGUUUUGAGUCAAAAAUGUUGCUAUAAAUCAAUGGAAUGUCCAUUCAAAUGUUGCUGUAAAUCAAUGGAAUGUCCAUUCAAAUGUUGCUGUAAAUCAAUGGAAUGCCCAUUCAAAUGCUGCUGUAAAUCAAUAGGAUGACCAUUGUAAAGUUGCUGUAAAUCAAUAGGAUGACCAUUGAAAAGUUGCUGUAAAUCUAUAGGAUGACCAUUGAAAAGUUGCUGUAAAUCAAUAGGAUGACCAUUGAAAAGUUGCUGUAAAUCAAUAGGAUGACCAUUGAAAAGUUGCUGUAAAUCAAUAGGAUGACCAUUGAAAAGUUGCUGUAAAUCAAUAGGAUGACCAUUGAAAAGUUGCUGUAAAUCAAUAGGAUGACCAUUGAAAAGUUGCUGUAAAUCUAUAGGAUGACCAUUGAAAAGUUGCUGUAAAUCAAUAGGAUGACCAUUGAAAAGUUGCUGUAAAUCUAUAGGAUGACCAUUGAAAAGUUGCUGUAAAUCUGAUGACCAUUGAAAAGUUGCUGUAAAUCUGAUGACCAUUGAAAAGUUGCUGUAAAUCUGAUGACCAUUGAAACAAUUAGACAGAGCACAACAUCUAGUGCAGUACAGGAAGUAGUGUCAGUGUUAUAAAAACAUUUUUUAAAAGUUCAGUGUCCUGAUGUAGUAAAGCUUACUUUCCUGAUGUGUGAGAAAGUGGCUGAUGCACAGUGUAAAAAAUUUAAAUAAACCUCCAGCGUGUUACCAAAAUA